UAUACAUGCAUGUGUACUAACCCAAUCAUUCACCUCCUCAACCCAUCAUAUCCUUCACAUAUCGAUUUUUCUUCAACCCCUACCUCCUCGGCGAGUAUGGCCAAACGCUUCCAGUUGAACCCAAAGCCCUUCAGUACUGACCCACCAGCCGAUCCUCUCAAAAGGGUCUCUCUGAUCCCAAGAUCCGCCGAGCAGAAGCUGACUGAUAACCUAGGCGAGAGGCGUCCCGUACCCGCGAAAACUCACGAAGACGGUGAACAAUCAGAUGGUCACCAUGUUGCUCCUCCUCCCAAAACUGUGGAACCUACUAAGGUGAUGGAUCAUGAGACCGAGAAGAAGGGUUCCAUUACCCCUAAGACCGCACAUCAUCCUCACUCAUCUGAGGAUAUCGUCGCUGCCAAUAGUCGACACUCUUUGGUGCCGAGAUCACUGGGUGACAACUCUCUCGGUGGAAGAUUUGGACCGGGAAAGAAACAAGCUUUCCAUAGAAAUGGGAGACCCAUGUUUUCACUUUCUGAUGACAGAGUGAUGGCUGAUAGAGUCUUGAAGACUCAUAGUCCAGACAUGAUCUUCUUUGAUGUCAAAUCACUUCUCUCCGUUGUUGACGACAUCUUCAAGUCUCAUGUCCCAUCCAUCGACUCCUCUGCUCCUAAGCCGUCACUCGUUUUCAAGGACUAUGCUGACCAUGUCUCCUUUGAAACUUUCGCGGACCUCAUCGAUCAAAUCUCUUGCGAGAUCGAGUGCAAGUGUCUUCAUGGAGGUGAGUCUCACGGUAUGAGGACAACAGGGCUUCAUUUAGACAGUCGCAAUACGACGACGUUCUCUGUUCUGGGCAUGGUCUCCAAAUACCGCUGGGAUGCUAAGCUAGUCCUUAUCCUAGCCGCUUUGGCCGUGAAAUACGGCGUUUUCCUCCUCCUGGCGGAGACAUACGCAACAAAUCAGCUCACUAAAUCUCUGGCACUCAUCAAACAGCUGCCUAGCAUCUUCUCUAGGCAGAACGCGCUACACCAGCGUCUCGACAAGACCCGAGUUCUGAUGCAAGACAUGGUUGAUCUCACCACUACCAUCAUCCAGAUCCAUCAACUCCCACCUCACCACAUCACACCCGCGUUUACCGAUCAUGUCCCCACUGCAGUUUACUGGAUUAUUCGCUGUGUUCUGAUCUGCGCUUCUCAUAUCAGUGGCGCCAGCGGUUUCAAGCAGGACCAAAUCAUGUCGUUUAUGGAAGUUUCGGAGAUACAUGAGAAUAGUGAAAGGCUUAGGAAGAUCAAUGCUUAUCUGCUAGAACAACUCAAGAAGAGUCACCUGACCAUAGAGGAUGGUAUCAUGGAAGAAGAGUAUCAAGAACUCAUUCAGACAUUCACUACUAUCAUUCACAUUGACGUUGUUCCUCCUCUCAUUCGUCUUCUCAGACCCAUUGAUUUUCUUUACCAUGGAGAUGGUGCUUCCAAGAGACGCGUUGGGAUCAAUGUGCUCACCCAAAAGCACGUGCUUCUUCUUGUAUCUGACCUAGAAAACAUCGAAAAAGAGCUCUACAUCCUCGAAUCUCUCUACACAGAAGCCUGGCAGCAAUCAUUCGAGAUUCUAUGGGUCCCAGUUCAAGAUUUCUGGACAGAAGCCGAUGAUGCUAAGUUCGAGUCACUUCAUUCCAACAUGAAGUGGUACGUUCUUGGAGAGCCUCGGAGGUUAAGGAGAUCUGCUGUGAGGUUUAUGAGACAAUGGUGGGGAUUCAAGAACAGACCUAUACUCAUUGCACUUGAUCCCAAAGGUCAAGUUAUGUCCACUAACGCUUUCCCCAUGGUCUGGAUCUGGCAACCCUACGCCCAUCCAUUCACGACCUCAAGGGAACGUGAUCUCUGGGGUGAGCAGGAGUGGAAUCUUGAGUUCUUGAUUGAUGGCACUGAUCCUCACUCCCUCAACCAGCUUGUUGAAGGAAAAUACAUAUGUAUCUAUGGGGGAGAAGACAUGCAAUGGAUCAGAAACUUCACGAGUCUGUGGCGUCGUGUCGCAAAAGCCGCAAACAUUCAACUCGAGAUGGUUUAUGUUGGGAAAAGGAACCCUAAGAAGGGAAUCGAGCCGAUAAUCAACACAAUCAGAGAAGACAACCUCAGCCACACACUUCCGGACUUGUUCCAGAUCUGGUUCUUCUGGACGAGGAUCGAGAGCAUGUGGGAGUCGAAGCAACGGAUGCUAAAAGCCCACGGAACCAAAGGGUUUAAAGAAGAGGAAAAGGACCUUGUUCUGCAAGAAAUCGUUGCUUUGUUAGGUUUUGGAGGAGAAGGAGAUGGGUGGGGACUGGUGAGUAAAACUUCCGACUUGAUGGUUCGUGCCAAAGGUAACUUGUUUUCGAAUGCUUUGGCUGAAUAUAACGAGUGGGAAGUCAACAUUCCCGCACAUGGUUUUCUGAAAGCGCUCAAUGACCAUCUCUUGAUGCGUAUCCCACCCCACCACUGCACAAGGUUCAUGCUUCCUGAGACUGCUGGGAUUAUACCCAAUGAGGUCGAGUGCACCGAGUGCCGUAGGACCAUGGAAAAGUAUUACUUGUACCAAUGCUGCCUUGAGUGAGAUCGAUCCGACAAUAUUGGUUUGGAAGCUUCUACAACAUUCUAAUAAAACCAAAGUUUGCGUCUUUUUCUCCUUCAAAUAAUUUCUCUCGUGUUUCUCUACUUCAUGUUGUUGUUGUUGCCGUUGCUUCUGGUCUAUGAACGAAGUAUAUUUGUACUAAAAUUUGUUCAUUUGUGAUUUGAAAAAUAAAAUACAAAGAAUUUAUGUA
Messenger RNA from Brassica napus (rape), 2773 nucleotides. RefSeq names its product protein SIEVE ELEMENT OCCLUSION A-like. Gene Ontology annotation, biological process: phloem development. The record is from RefSeq and is a predicted model, not a curated record. The coding region runs from base 10 to 2565 and encodes 851 amino acids. Lineage: Eukaryota; Viridiplantae; Streptophyta; Magnoliopsida; Brassicales; Brassicaceae. The transcript has 7 exons.